AUGAUCCGAAAAAUCUGCUUAAUCUUCUCUCUGUUCUUGUCGGCUUCUGCCUUUCUUACUCCAAAUGCCAGAAGAGGGACUGCUACGUCGAUGAAGAUGGCUGAUUUUUCGUUGGAUCCAAGUUGCACAGCAUUUGUUUUCAUUGAAUAUCAGAAUGAAUUCACGACCGAAGGAGGAAAGCUCCACGAUGCUGUACUGGACGUCAUGGAGAAAACAGGUAUGCUUGAAAACUCUUCCAGGCUGGCAGAUUACGCUCGAACGACAGGAUGCAUAGUGGUUCACCUGCCAAUCAAUUUUGAAAAAGGACAUCGUGAGAUUGCCGAAACUCCUUACGGUAUUCUUGCUGGAGUCAAGGAAGGAGAGGCCUUUACCAAUGGCGAAUGGGGCAGUUGUUUUGUAGAUGCAAUGAUGCCCCAACCUGGAGAUCUUGUCGUCAAGGGAAAGUCUGGUCUCUGUGGAUUUGAGACAACCAACCUUGAUUUUCUCCUUCGCCAACGAGGUACAAAGAACAUUGUUCUUGGAGGAUUUCUAACCAACUGUUGCGUUGAGUCCACAAUGCGAAGCGCCUAUGAAAAAGGAUACAAAGUCUACACCCUCAUGGACUGCACUGCUGCAACGAGCAUGGAAGCUCAUGAAGCAACUAUCAAACAUAAUUUUGGAAUGUUUUCAGUUCCAGUAAACAGUGAAGAUAUCAAAAGUGCGAUUUCCGUGCAAGUCGUUUAG
This is a messenger RNA of Cylindrotheca closterium, 723 nucleotides long. Lineage: Eukaryota; Bacillariophyta; Bacillariophyceae; Bacillariales; Bacillariaceae. The record is from the annotation of a GenBank genome assembly.